AUGGCUGACAAGGGUAAGAAAAUUUUAAGCAAGAAAAAACUGAAACGGAAGCAGAAGACUAAAUUGAAAGUAAAAACACGAAAUAAGACUGAAAACCUAGAGAGUACUAUAACCAUACCGGAUAUCAGACUACACAGCAAUCCUUCAGCUUUUAAUGUGUACUGCAAUGUUCGCCAUUGUGUUUUGGAAUGGCAAAAAAAGGAGGUAUCCUUAACUUUGGCAUCAAAGAACACUGUACAAAGUGGGGAUUCAGAUAGUGAUGAAGAGGAGGAGUCCAAAGAGCCACCCAUCAAACUUCCAAAGAUAAUUGAAGUUGGACUAUGUGAAGUUUUUGAGCUGAUCAAGGAGACGAGAUUUUCUCAUCCGUCACUGUGUCUCAGGAGCCUACAAGCCCUACUUAAUGUGCUCCAAGGCCAGCAGCCAGAAGGCCUCCAGUCAGAGCCUCCUGAAGUUCUAGAGUCUCUCUUCCAGCUUCUUUUGGAAAUAACUGUCCGUAGUACUGGAAUGAAUGACAGUACAGGGCAGUCCUUGACAGCACUUUCCUGCGCUUGCCUCUUCAGUUUGGUAGCUGCAUGGGGAGAGACGGGAAGAACACUGCAGGCAAUCUCUGCUAUCCUGACCAAUAAUGGCAGCCAUGCUUGUCAAACUAUUCAGGUGCCAACCAUUUUAAACUCUCUUCAGAGGAGUGUACAAGCAGUUCUGGUGGGCAAAAUCCAAAUCCAGGACUGGUUUGGUAAUGGGAUAAAGAAAGCAGCCCUGAUGCACAAAUGGCCACUGAAAGAAAUAUGUGUUGAUGAAGAUGACCAAUGCCUGCUGCAGAGUGAUGGUUUCUUUCUGUAUCUUUUAUGCAAAGAUGGACUUUACAAAAUUGGCUCUGGAUAUAGUGGGACAGUGAGGGGUCAUAUAUACAAUUCUACAUCUCGCAUCAAAAACAGAAAAGAGAAAAAAUCUUGGUUAGGGUAUGCUCAGGGUUAUUUGUUAUAUAGAGAUGUGAACAAUCACAACAUGACAGCCAUAAGAAUAAACCCUGAAACCUUGGAACAAGAUGGUACAGUCACUUUGCCAGAUUGCCACACUGAAGGUCAGAACAUCCUUUUCACAGAUGGGGAGUAUAUUAAUCAGAUAGCAGCUUCUAGAGAUGAUGGCUUUGUAGUUAGAAUAUUUGCAACAAGUACUGAGCCAGUACUGCAACAAGAACUGCAGCUCAAACUUGCCAGAAAGUGCUUACAUGCCUGUGGUAUCUCUUUAUUUGAUCUCGAGAAAGAUUUGCACAUUAUCAGUACAGGGUUUGAUGAGGAGUCAGCUGUUCUGGGUGCAGGAAGAGAAUUUGCACUAAUGAAAACUGCUAGUGGAAAGAUUUAUUAUACUGGCAAAUAUCAGAGCCUUGGAAUCAAGCAAGGUGGUCCUUCAGCUGGAAAAUGGGUUGAACUGCCAAUCACAAAAUCUCCAAAGAUUGUUCAGUUCUCAGUUGGACAUGAUGGUUCACAUGCCUUACUUGUUGCAGAAGAUGGAAGCAUAUUCUUUACGGGUUCUGCUAGUAAAGGAGAGGAUGGUGAAUCAACGAAAAGCAGACGGCAAUCAAAACCCUAUAAGCCUAAAAAAAUUAUUAAAAUGGAAGGGAAGAUUGUGGUAUCUACAGCGUGCAAUAAUGGAAGUAGUUCUGUCAUUUCAAAAGAUGGAGAACUCUACAUGUUUGGAAAAGAUGCCAUUUACUCUGAUAGCACAAGUUUAGUAACAGAUUUGAAAGGCCAUUUAGUGACUCAGGUAGCCAUGGGCAAAGCUCAUACAUGUGUGUUAAUGAAGAAUGGAGAGGUUUGGACGUUUGGAGUGAAUAAUAAAGGACAGUGUGGACGAGACACAGGCUCCAUGAGCCAGGGAGGAAAAGGUUUUGGAGUUGAGAACAUGGCAACAGCAAUGGAUGAAGAUCUAGAAGAAGAACUGGAUGAAAAAGAUGAGAAGUCUAUGAUGUGUCCCCCAGGCAUGCAUAAAUGGAAGCUGGAACAGUGCAUGGUGUGCACUGUGUGUGGGGACUGCACAGGCUAUGGAGCCAGCUGUGUUAGUAGUGGGCGUCCAGACAGGGUACCUGGCGGUAUCUGUGGCUGUGGCUCAGGUGAGUCUGGCUGUGCUGUAUGUGGUUGUUGCAAAGCCUGUGCUAGAGAACUGGAUGGUCAAGAAGCCCGACAAAGAGGGAUCCUUGAUGCUGUCAAAGAUAUGAUACCUUUAGAUCUCCUGCUGGCUGUUCCUGUUCCUGGGGUUAAUAUUGAAGAACACCUUCAGUUACGACAAGAGGAAAAGCGGCAACGAGUAAACAGAAGGCAUAGAUUGGAGGAAGGUAGAGGCCCCCUUGUAUUUCCUGGUCCUAUUUUUAUGAACCAUCGAGAGCAGGCUCUAGCCAGAAUAAGACCCCAUCCAGCACAGCUAAAGCAUAAGCGGGACAAGCACAAAGACGGAAGCGGAGAAAGAGGUGAGAAAGAUGCCAGCAAAAUCACAACCUAUCCUCCAGGGGCUGUCCGUUUUGACUGUGAACUCCGAGCAGUACAAGUCAGUUGUGGAUUUCAUCAUUCAGUCGUUUUGAUGGAGAAUGGUGAUGUUUAUACGUUUGGAUAUGGACAGCAUGGACAGUUGGGUCAUGGAGAUGUUAAUUCCAGGGGAUGUCCCACUCUGGUGCAGGCAUUACCAGGUCCUAGCACACAAGUUACUGCUGGAAGCAACCAUACAGCUAUUCUCUUAAUGGAUGGACAGGUGUUUACAUUUGGAAGUUUCUCUAAAGGACAGCUUGGCAGGCCAAUUCUGGAUAUGCCAUACUGGAAUGCAAAACCAGCACCUAUGCCUAAUAUUGGAUCUAAAUAUGGACGCAAAGCUACAUGGAUUGGAGCAAGUGGAGACCAGACUUUUCUUCGGAUUGAUGAAGCUCUCAUUAAUUCUCAUGUGCUGGCCACGUCAGAGAUCUUUGCAAGUAGGCAUAUAAUAGGUUUGGUACCUGCUUCUAUGUCAGAGCCUCCUCCAUUUAAAUGUCUUCUCAUAAAUAAGGUGGAUGGCAGUUGCAAGACAUUUAAUGAUUCUGAACAGGAAGAUCUUCAAGGGUCUGGCGUAUGUCUGGAUCCUGUUUAUGAUGUUAUUUGGAGGUUUCGACCAAAUGCUAGAGAACUGUGGAGUUACAAUGCAGUUGUUGCUGAUUCCAGGCUUCCUUCAGCUCCAGACAUGCAAUCACGAUGUAGUAUUCUAAGUCCAGAACUUGCUCUUCCAACAGGAUCAAAAGCUCUAACCACCAGGUCUCACGCAGCUUUGCACAUUCUAGGUUGUCUUGAUACAUUGGCUGCUAUGCAGGACUUAAAAAUGGGUGUAACAAACACAGAAGAGGAGACUCAAGCAGUAAUGAAAGUUUAUUCCAAAGAAGACUAUAGCGUUGUUAACAGAUUUGAAAGUCAUGGAGGAGGUUGGGGUUAUUCAGCCCAUUCAGUGGAAGCGAUACGUUUCUGUGCUGAUACUGAUAUUUUACUUGGUGGUCUUGGCCUGUUUGGAGGAAGGGGUGAAUACACAGCUAAAAUAAAGUUGUUCGAAUUGGGUCCAGAUGGGGGAGACCAUGAGACUGAUGGAGACCUUCUUGCUGAGACUGAUGUUUUAGCAUAUGAUUGUGCUGCUAGAGAAAAAUAUGCAAUGAUGUUUGAUGAACCAGUUCUCUUGCAAGCUGGUUGGUGGUAUGUAGCAUGGGCACGAGUGUCAGGGCCUAGCAGUGACUGUGGAUCUCAUGGUCAGGCAUCCAUUACUACAGAUGAUGGUGUUGUUUUCCAGUUUAAGAGUUCCAAGAAAUCAAAUAAUGGUACAGAUGUUAAUGCAGGACAGAUCCCUCAGUUACUGUACAGGCUGCCAACAAGUGAUAGCAGUGCAUCAAAAGGAAAACAGCAAACCAGCGAACCUGUACAUAUUUUAAAGAGAUCUUUUGCAAGAACAGUCUCAGUGGAAUGCUUUGAGUCUUUGUUGAGCAUUCUUCACUGGAGCUGGACAACAUUAGUGCUAGGAGUAGAAGAGCUUCGGGGGUUGAAAGGAUUCCAAUAUACUGCCACUCUUCUUGAUUUAGAGAGAUUGCGUUUUGUGGGCACUUGUUGUCUGAGGCUUCUGCGGGUCUACACCUGUGAAAUAUAUCCCAUUUCAGCUACUGCUAAAGCUGUUGUCGAGGAAACUAGCAAACUAGCAGACUGCAUUGGGAAAACUAGAACUCUUCUGAGAAAAAUUUUAUCCGAAGGAGUUGAUCACUGUAUGGUGAAGUUAGACAAUGACCCCCAAGGAUAUCUGAGUCAGCCCCUGAGUCUCCUAGAAGCUGUUCUUCAGGAAUGUCAUAACACUUUCACUGCCUGCUUUCAUUCUUUCUAUCCAACACCAGCUCUACAAUGGGCAUGCCUUUGUGACUUGCUGAAUUGUUUAGAUCAGGACAUCCAGGAAGCAAACUUCAAAACAUCAAGUAGCCGGCUUCUUGCAGCUGUUAUGUCUGCCCUUUGUCACACUUCUGUAAAGUUAACCUCCAUCUUUCCUAUCGCUUAUGAUGGAGAGGUGUUGCUACGAUCCAUGGUCAAACAAGUCAGCACUGAGAAUGAUUCUGCACUGGUUCAUCGUUUCCCACUGUUGGUAGCACAUAUGGAAAAACUUAGUCAGAGUGAAGAAAAUAUUUCAGGAAUGACAAGCUUUCGGGAAGUGCUAGAGAAAAUGCUGGUUAUUGUUGUGUUUCCAGUUAGAAACAGUCUUAGACGAGAAAAUGAACUCUUCUCUUCUCAUUUAGUUUCUAAUACCUGUGGAUUACUUGCUAGUAUUGUCAGUGAACUUACAGCUUCUGCACUGGGAUCUGAGGUUGAUGGACUUAACUCUCUCCAUUCUGUCAAAUCUAGUCCAAAUCGAUUCACUAAAACAAGUCAGGGAAGAAGUUGGAAUACUGGUAAUGGAUCCCCUGAUGCAAUCUGUUUCUCUGUGGACAAACCUGGUGCAGUAGUGGUUGGAUUUUCUGUUUAUGGAGGAGGUGGAAUUCAUGAGUAUGAAUUGGAGGUGUUAGUUGAUGAUAGUGAUCACACUGGCGAUUCAACUCAUUCUCAUAGAUGGACAUCAUUAGAGUUAGUUAAAGGAACUUAUACCACAGAUGAUUCCCCCAGUGACAUAGCUGAAAUCAGACUUGACAAAGUUGUGCCUCUGAAGGAAAAUGUGAAAUAUGCAGUCCGCCUUAGAAACUAUGGGAGCCGUACUGCUAAUGGAGAUGGAGGAAUGACCACGGUCCAGUGUCCAGAUGGUGUGACAUUUACAUUCAGCACAUGUAGUUUGAGCAGCAAUGGCACAAACCAAACACGUGGACAGAUUCCACAGAUUCUUUAUUACAGGAGUGAGUAUGAUGGAGAUCUACAGUCGCAGCUUUUAAGCAAAGCUAAUGAAGAAGAUAAAAACUGUAGCAGAGCUCUUUCUGUUGUGAGUGCUGUGGUACGCUCUGCCAAAGACUUGUUGCACAGAGCUCUCGCUGUAGAUGCUGAAGACAUUCCAGAAUUGCUCAGUUCUUCCAGUCUGUUUUCAAUGCUGCUUCCCCUUAUAAUAGCCUACAUAGAACCAGUAGCUGCAGCUAUUCCCAAGGUUGCUGUUGAAGUCUUUGGUCUAGUACAACAGUUACUUCCCUCUGUAGCCGUUCUGAAUCAGAAGUAUGCCCCUCCUGCGUUCAAUCCCAAUCAGUCUACAGACAGCACCACAGGAAAUCAGCCUGAACAAGGGCUGUCUGCUUGCACUACCUCUAAUCACUAUUCUGUCAUAGAGAGUGAACACCCCUACAAACCAGCUUGUGUUACGCACUAUAAGGUAACUUUUCCAGAAUGUGUCAGGUGGAUGACAGUAGAGUUUGACACACAAUGUGGCACUGCUCAAUCAGAAGAUGUACUUCGCUUGUUAAUUCCUGUUAGAUUUGCUCAGAACUCAGGUUUUGGACCAAAGCAAACCUCUGUUCAUGAAAAUCUUAAUUCUUGGAUAGAACUAAAGAAAUUUUCCGGUUCAUCUGGAUGGCCUACCAUGGUUUUAGUGUUACCAGGAAAUGAAGCACUGUUUUCCCUGGAGACUGCAUCAGACUAUGUGAAAGAUGAGAAGGCUUGUUUUUAUGGCUUUAAGUGUUAUGCAAUCGGUUAUGAAUUUAGUCCAGGAUCUGAUGAGGGUAUCAUUCAGUUAGAGAAAGAGUUGGCCAAUCUAGGAGGAGCGUGUGCAGCAGCUUUAAUGAAAAAAGACCUGGCACUUCCCAUCGCAGGUAAUGAAUUUGAAGAAGAUCUUGAGAUUCUGGAAGAGGCUGCAUUGCAGGUGUGUAAAUCUCACUCAGGCAUUCUUGGAAAAGGCUUAGCACUGUCUCAUUCACCAACAAUAAUAGAAGCUCUUGAAGGGAACCUUCCACUGCAGAUGCAAAGCAAUGAACAAUCCUUUUUGGAAGAUUUCAUUACCUGUGUACCAGGUUCAAGUGGUGGACGGCUUGCAAGAUGGCUUCAGCCAGAUUCAUAUGCUGAUCCUCAAAAGACAUCCUUGAUUCUAAAUAAGGAUGACAUCCGAUGCGGUUGGCCUACUGUUAUUACAGUGCAGACAAAAGAUCAAUAUGGAGAUGUUGUUCAUGUUCCAAAUAUGAAGGUGGAGGUCAAGGCUAUUCCUGUUUCCCAGAAAAAAACAUCUUUGCAACAUGAACAAGUAAAAAAACUCCAAAGGAUACCAGGAAGUCCUGCAGCAGCUGCUUCCCCGGUCACUGACAUGACCUUUGGAGGACUCCCUUCACCAAAACUCGAUGCUUCUUACGAACCUAUGAUAGUGAAAGAAGCUCGAUAUAUUGCUAUAACAAUGAUGAAGGCUUAUGAAAAUUAUUCUUUUGAAGAAUUACGCUUUGCCUCACCGACGCCUAAGAGACCCAGUGAAAACAUGUUGAUUAGAGUCAACAAUGAUGGCACUUACUGUGCUAAUUGGACUCCAGGAGCUGUUGGUCUCUACACUAUUCAUGUUACUAUAGAUGGCAUUGAAAUAGAUGCUGGAUUAGAAGUGAAGGUAAAAGAUCCUCCAAAAGGGAUGAUACCACCUGGAACUCAGCUGGUCAAACCAAAAGCAGAACCUCAGCCAAACAAGGUUCGCAAAUUUGUGGCCAAGGACAGUGCAGGGCUUCGUAUCCGUAGCCACCCUUCCCUUCAGAGUGAGCAAAUAGGCAUAGUGAAAGUCAAUGGAUCCAUCACUUUUAUUGACGAGAUCCACAAUGAUGAUGGUGUAUGGCUGAGACUGAAUGAUGAGACAAUAAAGAAGUAUGUUCCUAACAUGAAUGGUUACACUGAAGCCUGGUGCCUCUCUUUUAACCAGCAUCUUGGCAAGAGCCUUCUGGUCCCUGUUGACAAUGUCUUUAAUGCUAGCCAAGGAGUCAGGGAUUUGGACUUUUUUUCAUGGACUGCCAAAGCCUUUUCCCCACAGGAGUCUAGGUCUAAUACUGAUGACUUUUUCAAAGAUUUAAAUUCACACUGCCCACAGGAAGCAGUGAUGCAAGAACAAGAUAUGCCACUACUUCGAGGUGGACCUGGAGUGUACAAGGUAGUGAAGACUGGCCCAUCUGGUCACAACAUCAGAAGCUGCCCUAACCUUAGAGGUAUCCCAAUUGGAAUGUUAGUUCUGGGAAACAGAGUCAAGGCAGUGGGCGAGGUGACUAAUUCUGAAGGUACAUGGGUACAAAUGGAUAAGAACAGCAUGGUAGAGUUCUGUGAGAGUGAUGAAGGAGAGGCAUGGUCCUUAGCUAGAGACAGAGGUGGAAACCAGUACCUCCGACAUGAAGAUGAGCAAGGUCUUCUAGAACAAAAUGUUCAGACUCCUCCUCCAAGUCCUUUUUCAAUACAAGCUUUCAAUAAAGGGACAAGCUGUAGUAACGGGCAAGGAUUUGAUUAUGGCCUGGGAAAUAACAAAGAAACUCCAUCCUGCUGCCUUGCUUCUCGUGAGCGUAUUUACAAAACUAGUGAUGUAGCUGGGCCUGCCUCUGCUAUUUCAUCCCUCUCUCACAAACUAAAGGGUGAAAGAAUGAAUUUCACAGCUGCUGCUAGACCAGUUUCUCCAGCAGGGAAAACGGAUAUCUCAUCAAAACACAGGGCUGAGAGCAGGUCACCCAAGCCUGACAUGCGUGUGAACAGAGCUAUUGCUGAUCAGAAGAAACCAAGGAGUACAGAAGGUUUAUCUGCCAGUGAGUCUCUUAUGCUGAAAUCAGAUGCUGCAAAGUUGAGAUCAGAUUCUCACAGUAGAUCGUUAUCUCCAAACCAUAACACUUUGCAAAUAUUAAAGUCUGAUGGGAGGACAACUUCUGGUCUUAGAGCUGAAUCACCAGGGCCAGGAACCCGAUCUUCAUCUCCAAAGACAAAGACACUUACUGCAGGUAGGCCUGGUGCUAGUUCUCCCCGAUCAUCGUCUCCACAAGAUAAGGCACUAGCUCAGAAAACUUCAGCUCCUGUUAAAACAAAGCUUGAUCCUCCUCGGGAACGAUCCAAAUCAGACUCUUACACUCUAGAUCCAGACACGCUUCGCAAGAAGAAAGUACCACUAACAGAGCCCUUGCGUGGAAGGUCCACUUCACCCAAACCAAAAAUUAUCUCAAAAGAUGUAAAACCUGUGGCUGAAACUGAAAAUAGAGCUCCUUCCCCUCAUGUUGUACAAGAAAAUCUUCACAGUGAAGUUGUUGAAGUUUGUACUUCAAGCACUUUAAAGACUAAUAGCAUCACAGAUAGCACAUGUGAAGAUAACUCUGAAUUCAAAAGUUUAGAUGAUAGUUCUAAUAAAGUUCAUUUCAGCAUAGGAAAAGCGCCCCUAAAAGAUGAACAGGAUAUGAGAGCUUCUCCAAAAGUAAGCCGUAAGUGUGCUGGUAGGCACACAAGACCAAAAAAGGAAAAAUCUGGCUUUCUUUUCAAAGGAGAUGCAUCCAAACCUAUAGAACCAGCCAAGCAAGCUAUGUCACCUUCUGUUGCUGAAUGUGCUAGAGCUGUCUUUGCUGCCUUCCUGUGGCAUGAAGGAAUAGUCCAUGAUGCUAUGGCUUGUUCAUCUUUUUUGAAAUUUAAUCCAGAUCUUUCUAAAGAGCAUGCCCCUAUCAGAAGCAGUCUGAAUCAACAACCUACAGAGGAAAAAGAAACUAAGUUGAAAAAUAGGCAUUCAUUGGAAAUAUCAUCUGCUCUUAAUAUGUUUAACAUUUCACCUCAUGGACCAGACAUAUCUAAAAUGGGCAGCAUCAACAAAAACAAAGUCCUCUCUAUGCUAAAGGAACCACCUCUCCAUGAGAAAUGUGAAGAUGGAAAAAUGGAAACUACCUCUUUUGAAACAUCCAGUCAUCACCCCAUGAAAUCUAAGUCUCUUCUUCCCUUAACACUGCAGCACUUGGUAGCCUUUUGGGAAGACAUUUCUUUAGCAACUAUCAAAGCAGCUUCCCAGAACAUGAUUUUUCCAAGCCCUGGUUCCUGUGCUGUGUUAAAGAAAAAAGAAAGUGACAAAGAUAAUAAGAAAACCAAAAAGGAAAAAAAGAAAAAAGAAAAGGUUGACGCUAGGCCAAGGGGAAAUCUUUUUGGCGAGAUGGCUCAGCUUGCCGUGGGAGGACCUGAGAAAGAUACCAUCUGUGAGCUGUGCAGUGAAUCCCAUCCAUAUCCAGUGACUUAUCACAUGAGACAGGCUCAUCCAGGUUGUGGCCGAUACGCAGGUGGCCAAGGUUACAAUAGUAUCGGACACUUCUGUGGAGGAUGGGCUGGUAAUUGUGGUGAUGGUGGUAUUGGAGGAAGUACUUGGUAUCUGGUUUGUGAUAGAUGCAGAGAAAAAUAUCUCCGUGAGAAGCAAGCAGCAGCAAGAGAGAAGGUUAAACAAUCCAGGAGAAAGCCAAUGCAAGUUAAAACUCCUCGUGCCUUGCCAACCAUGGAAGCUCAUCAAGUGAUUAAAGCCAAUGCACUGUUCCUGCUGUCUUUGAGCAGCGCUGCUGAGCCUAGUAUCCUGUGCUAUCAUCCUGCAAAACCUUUCCAAUCUCAGCUUCCCAGUGUCAAAGAAGGAAUUUCUGAAGACUUUCCCAUCAAAAUGCCAUGUCUCUAUCUACAGACUUUAGCAAGGCAUCAUCAUGAAAACUUUGUUGGUUAUCAGGAUGACAACCUGUUUCAAGAUGAGAUGAGAUAUCUGCGUUCAACUUCAGUACCUGCACCAUACAUAUCAGUCACUCCUGAUGCAAGUCCUAAUGUCUUUGAGGAGCCAGAGAGUAACAUGAAAUCUAUGCCACCGAGUUUGGAGACCAGUCCAAUAACAGAUACAGAUCUGGCAAAGCGCACAGUCUUUCAGAGAUCAUACUCAGUUGUUGCAUCAGAAUAUGACAAACAGCACUCUAUUUUACCUGCACGGGUCAAGGCCAUUCCUAGGAGAAGAGUCAACAGUGGAGAUGCAGAAGUGGGGUCUUCUCUCCUGAGACAUCCGUCUCCAGAACUUUCUCGGUUAAUCUCUGCUCACAGCUCUCUUUCUAAAGGAGAAAGAAAUUUCCAGUGGCCAGUAUUGGCAUUUGUAAUCCAACACCAUGAUCUUGAAGGACUUGAAAUAGCAAUGAAACAAGCCUUACGGAAAUCUGCUUGCCGUGUCUUUGCUAUGGAGGCUUUUAACUGGCUCCUCUGUAACGUCAUUCAAACAACUUCUCUUCAUGAUAUUUUAUGGCAUUUUGUGGCUUCCCUGACUCCUGCCCCUGUAGAACCUGAGGAAGAGGAAGAUGAGGAGAACAAAGCAAAUAAAGAAAAUGCAGAACAAGAGAAAGAUACAAGAGUAUGUGAGCAUCCACUGUCAGAUAUAGUGAUUGCUGGUGAAGCAGCUCAUCCAUUGCCCCAUACUUUCCAUCGUUUGCUUCAGACCAUCUCUGAUCUUAUGAUGUCUCUUCCCAGUGGUAGUGCAUUACAGCAAAUGGCCUUAAGAUGCUGGAGCCUCAAAUUCAAGCAAUCUGACCACCAGUUCCUACAUCAGAGCAAUGUCUUUCAUCACAUUAACAACAUUUUGUCCAAAUCUGAUGAUGGUGAUAGUGAGGAGAGCUUUAGUAUUAGUAUACAGUCUGGUUUUGAAGCCAUGAAUCAAGAGUUGUGUAUAGUAGUUUGUCUGAAAGAUCUAACCGGCAUUGUUGAUAUCAAAACAUCAAGCCGACCUGCGAUGAUUGGCAGUUUGACAGAUGGGUCUACAGAAACCUUCUGGGAGUCAGGAGAUGAAGAUAAAAACAAAACUAAAAACAUCACAAUUAAUUGUGUAAAAGGAAUCAAUGCUCGUUAUGUAUGUGUUCAUGUAGACAACUCCCGAGAUCUUGGGAACAAAGUGACUUCAAUGACUUUCCUCACUGGUAAGGCAGUAGAAGAUCUUUGCAGAAUAAAGCAGGUUGACUUGGAUUCGAGACACAUUGGUUGGGUAACAAGUGAACUUCCUGGUGGAGAUAAUCACAUCAUUAAAAUCGAAUUGAAGGGUCCAGAGAACACACUAAGAGUCCGACAAGUGAAAGUUCUGGGAUGGAAAGAUGGUGAAAGCAUUAAAAUCGCAGGCCAAAUCUCUGCAAGUGUAGCUCAGCAAAGAAACUGUGAAUCUGAGACGCUACGAGUGUUCCGACUUAUUACAUCCCAGGUGUUCGGAAAACUCAUCUCUGGAGACGCUGAGCCAACCCCGGAACAAGAAGAAAAAGCACUGUUGUCUUCCCCAGAAGGAGAAGAAAAAGUACACAAUGCAACAUCAGAUGCAGACCUUAAAGAACACAUGGUGGGGAUCAUAUUCAGCAGAAGCAAAUUGACAAAUUUACAAAAGCAGGUGUGUGCUCACAUAGUCCAGGCAAUCCGAAUGGAAGCAACCCGCGUGCGUGAGGAGUGGGAGCAUGCCAUCUCUAGCAAGGAGAAUGCCAACUCUCAGCCUAAUGAUGAAGAUGCAUCCUCUGAUGCUUACUGCUUUGAGCUACUGUCCAUGGUUUUAGCACUGAGUGGUUCUAAUGUAGGUCGUCAGUACCUGGCUCAGCAGCUGACUCUGCUUCAGGAUCUCUUCUCGCUCCUACAUACUGCCUCUCCCAGGGUGCAAAGGCAGGUAACAUCAUUACUACGCCGUGUUUUGCCUGAAGUGACCCCUAGUCGGUUGGCUAGCAUCAUAGGAGUAAAAUCCCUGCCACCAGCAGAUAUCAGUGAUAUCAUUCACUCAACAGAAAAAGGAGAUUGGAAUAAAUUGGGCAUCUUGGACAUGUUCCUGGGAUGUAUUGCCAAAGCACUCACUGUACAGCUAAAGGCCAAAGGAACCACAAUAACUGGAACAGCUGGCACUGCUGCAGGCAAAGGAGUUACUACAGUAACACUUCCAAUGAUUUUCAAUUCCAGCUAUAUUCGGCGAGGUGAAAGCCAUUGGUGGAUGAAGGGCUCAACUCCUACACAGAUAUCAGAAAUCAUUAUUAAACUGAUUAAGGACAUGGCAGCAGGUCACCUCUCUGAAGCUUGGUCCCGGGUAACAAAGAAUGCUAUUGCUGAAACCAUCAUUGCUCUGACCAAAAUGGAAGAAGAAUACAGAUUGCCAGUGCGAUGCAUUGCAACAACCAGACUCUGGUUGGCCUUAGCAUCCCUCUGUGUGCUUGAUCAGGACCAUGUGGACAGACUGUCUUCUGGAAGAUGGAUGGGAAAAGAUGGGCAACAGAAACAGAUGCCAAUGUGUGAUAACCAUGAUGAUGGUGAAACUGCUGCAAUCAUUUUGUGUAAUAUCUGUGGAAAUUUGUGUACAGACUGUGACAGAUUUCUUCAUCUCCAUCGGCGAACAAAGACUCAUCAGAGACAGGUAUUCAAAGAAGAGGAAGAAGCUAUCAAAGUUGAUCUUCAUGAAGGCUGUGGUAGGACCAAACUUUUCUGGCUAAUGGCACUUGCAGACUCUAAAACUAUGAAGGCCAUGGUGGAGUUUAGAGAACAAACAGGCAAACCUACAACCAGCAGCUCUGAAGCAUGUCGUUUCUGUGGUUGUAGAAGUGGAACAGAAUUAUCAGCAGUAGGCAGCGUCUGUUCUGAUGCAGACUGCCAGGAGUAUGCCAAGAUAGCUUGUAGCAAGACACAUCCUUGUGGUCAUCCAUGUGGAGGUGUUAAGAAUGAAGAACACUGUUUGCCUUGCCUGCAUGGCUGUGAUAAGAAUGCUACAAGUCUGAAACAAGAUGCUGAUGAUAUGUGCAUGAUCUGUUUUACUGAAGCACUUUCAGCAGCACCAGCAAUCCAGCUGGACUGCAGUCAUGUAUUCCACUUGCAAUGCUGUCAGCGAGUACUAGAAAACAGAUGGCUUGGGCCAAGGAUAACUUUUGGGUUUAUGUCUUGUCCUAUUUGCAAGAACAAAAUUAAUCAUAUAGUAUUAAAGGACUUGCUUGAUCCAAUCAAAGAACUCUAUGAAGAUGUAAGGAGGAAAGCUCUAAUGAGGUUGGAAUAUGAAGGAUUGCACAAGAGCGAGGCCAUCACAACACCUGGUGUUAGAUUUUAUAAUGACCCGGCUGGCUUUGCCAUGAACAGAUAUGCUUAUUAUGUUUGCUACAAAUGCAAAAAGGCAUAUUUUGGUGGUGAAGCUCGCUGUGAUGCUGAGGCUGGACAAGGAGAUGAUUAUGAUCCAAGGGAGCUUAUUUGUGGUGCAUGCUCUGAUGUUUCAAGGGCUCAAAUGUGUCCCAAACAUGGUACCGAUUUCUUAGAGUACAAAUGCCGCUACUGCUGCUCAGUUGCUGUGUUCUUUUGCUUUGGGACAACACAUUUUUGCAAUGCUUGCCAUGAUGAUUUCCAAAGAAUGACCAGCAUCCCUAAAGAAGAACUUCCACAUUGUCCUGCAGGUCCCAAAGGCAAACAGCUUGAAGGAACAGAAUGUCCACUUCAUGUUGUUCAUCCUCCCACUGGUGAAGAAUUUGCUCUAGGUUGUGGGGUUUGCAGAAAUGCUCACACUUUUUAAAUUAGUAAUUUUUAACCAGAGCAAAACCAUUGAUGUCAUCCCACAAGUGUCCUGAGCAUAAACCCCAGUUGGGAUGAGGAUGGGACCAUUUCCUAAACCAGGUAAAAGGAACAAUUUACAGUGCAAGAAGGAUGCCAAAUACUGUGUACAUAACACUUGCUGUGAGAAAAAUGACAUUUUUUUUGAACCAAGACAUCAAACUUGUGAGGUGUUUGCAUGUGGCCAUUACAGUCAUCGGCUAUGAAGCGUUGGACAUUUACAAAUAAAUACUUGCUAUUAAAGGAUCUCUGUGUCUGUGGACUAUGAAUGAUGCUGGCUUUCAGAUGAAGAAAGAAAAGAAUAUUGAUUAUUGUAUACUGACUUUUUGUAAUCCUGUACAAUUGUAACUGCAUCACAGGUGAGGGUGGAAAAGAGGAAUAUUCUGGUUUCUUUCCUAGACUGUUAUAAAAAAAAAUUGUGUUGGAAAGGCAUAAAUAUAACAAGUAUCGCGCUGUAUAUAAAGGUAUCAAUGUUUGUCCUGUAUAAGAAUUACUAAAUUACAACAGCAGUUUCAUUUAAACUUCUGGGUUAUGUUUGAGCCUGAAAUUUUAAUGAAGUGCAAUACUGAGUGUGCCUCAUAUCUUGCAGCUGUAAACAUAAUGGAAUGUACAUGUCAAUAAAGCCACUGUACAUUUUUA
Messenger RNA from Alligator sinensis (Chinese alligator), 14603 nucleotides. RefSeq names its product MYC binding protein 2, E3 ubiquitin protein ligase (gene MYCBP2). The record is from RefSeq and is a predicted model, not a curated record. Gene Ontology annotation, cellular component: nucleus. The coding region runs from base 1 to 13926 and encodes 4641 amino acids. The transcript has 85 exons. Lineage: Eukaryota; Metazoa; Chordata; Crocodylia; Alligatoridae.